CCCUAUAAAAUGUCUAAAACCACAUUACAGACUUCUCCCAGAAACCUAGAGAAAUUUGCGAUUAAGUCUCGAAAUCUGAGAUUCAUUUGAGCUUCUUCUCCAUGGCUAAAAAAACACCGAUUUCGAAUCGACCUUGCUCUCUUGGACCCAGGGAAGACGUUCAGAAGAUAUUCAACAAGUUCGACACGAAUGGCGAUGGAAAAAUUUCCUGUGACGAGCUUAAACAUGUCCUCCACGCACUCGGCUCCGGUACCUCCCCAGACGAGGUCAAGCGCAUAAUGUCGGAGAUCGACAAGGAUGGGGACGGCUACAUUGAUCUCCAGGAGUUCGCCGACUUUCACUGCGGCGCUGGAUCGGACGCCGAUUCCUGCGUAGCCGACGCUAAAGCCGGAAACAAGGAGCUCAGGGACGCUUUCGAUCUCUAUGACCUGGACAAGAAUGGACUCAUCUCCGCGAGUGAGCUGCACGCCGUGCUUAAGCGUCUCAGAGAGAAGUGUUCGCUCAGUGAUUGCUCGCGGAUGAUUAGAUCGGUCGAUGCCGAUGGCGACGGAUGCGUCAACUUUGAGGAAUUCAAGAAGAUGAUGACCCGCUCCUGAAGUCAACGGUAGGUAUUUGAUCAUCUGAAACAACUUAUGAUGAAUUGAAGGGUUUAGAUUAGAAGUUUCCUUAGGCUAAGGUAGUCCGUAUUUGUAGAUAUGGUAAUUAAUAUUUGAACUUCAUUUGGGUUGAACUUGAUCACAGUGAUUUCAUGUUCCAGUAAUGUUGCAUUAGUUUAUUAGGUUGGAGUAGAACUAGAUUUACUAAUAUGCCACAAAGUAGUUGACGAAGCAAAAAUUAACAUUGUGGAUACUACUACUUAUUUCAUCUUCUUCAAACUUUGGCUAUUGAUUUCGCUUUGAGGAUGA
Molecule: messenger RNA, 905 nt
Organism: Humulus lupulus (European hop)
Lineage: Eukaryota; Viridiplantae; Streptophyta; Magnoliopsida; Rosales; Cannabaceae
Product: probable calcium-binding protein CML18
Exons: 1
Coding region: 102-596 (164 amino acids)
Molecular function (GO): calcium ion binding
Source: RefSeq, a predicted model, not a curated record